GCACAUUAACACAGAUGUCUUUAUAAGAAGAGUCGACCCCUACAAACACUCUGCAUUGCUCUGUCACCCCAGAUACACAGCAUUCUCCACCAGACUGACCAGACAAGGCUGCAAUCCAGAUAAAUCAAGCUUCGGCAAUGGCAGGAUCAAAGGUGCACCACGUUUUGGCUUUGGCUUUUAUCCUCUUAUCCGUCCUUGGCUCAGAGGCCGAAUCAAGUGUUAGCCUUCCAGUUGUCAAUGCUUCCACCACCGGUAUAUCAGCCACAGUUAAAGUUACUGCGGUUUCUUCCAGCAUGAAAACUUCUACACCUAUCACAUCCUCAGCGAGCCCCCCAUCCUCAACAGUCUCCACCACCUGCUCGUCCUCCCCACCCUCCUCGUCCUCCCCAUGGCAAUUAUUUGAACCCAAGAUCAGCUUUCUGGUAAUAGCUGGGCUGGUUCUGCUGUGCACCAUCCUGUUCAUUACGACCUGCAUCCUGGCAAACUUAGUGUGCUCCCUGAGACGCAGCGACCGCAUGACGCCGCGGCCGACCAAAAGCAACGCGGACUUGCCGAGCGGCUCCAAUUUCCAGGCCUCCGGAGGGGCCAAUCCCAACGGCAAGGAGAUGGUGGUGUCAGAGACGAGCGUCAUGAUGGAGGAGGUGAAAACCGAGACAGCCCCGGAAAACAGGGAGCAGGAGAAGCAAGCGGAAAAGGCCACAGAUGCCGCAAGCGCAGGAGCGAAGGAAGACGAGUCCCAGGAAGGAGCAGCUACUGCAGGGACCCCUCCAGAGGAACACAUGGGAAGCGAGGAGAAGGAGGAACACGAUCUCCCUGCACCAGACAAUUCAACAGCAGACUUUAUCCUGCUGGUCUAAUACAGUGGGUUCUUGAACCUGGUCCUUUUGAGAGCUGCAGAUUUUAAAAGCCGCGUGCUUUCCACUGCACAUAAAACAACACCCACGACCUCGAAGAGAAACAACAUCCCUGGUCUGUUACUGGCCCCAAGGACCCAGAUUAGUCAUUCGAAUAGCACCACUUUAAAAAAAAUGAAUGGCCUGCAGUAUGAAUGAACUGUUCACUAGGAACAGAUCUACGAAACCAGACGGCUGACCCAGUUUAUUAGCAGCCCCCUGCUGUAAACGAACCUGCUUCGAUUGGUUUCAUCCCUUCUUACUCAAACUCCUCUUGCGAUUGUAGUUUACUUUAAUGCUGUUUUUAAAGCCAGUGUGUUUUGUGAAGAAUGAAGGACAUUAGUAAGAAAUUAAUUCCUAUGCAGAAAAGCCAACUUUAUUUUUUAUUUUUUUUUGGUCAUAAUUAGUAACGCUUUUUAAAUGUAUAUGAUGUAAACAGACCGCCAACAACUUGAACUUAUGCAGACAGGCAUGUCACCGACCACGAUUUACUUUGGAUUCAAUGCUUAUUACCUUUUCUUGGAAUAAAUGUAUGUACUUGAUUUUUUAAUUACAAAUAAACAAACUGAUCAUUAAGUAACCCAUUGAAAGUGUUCAGUCAUUUUAUAACAAUAUG
Molecule: messenger RNA, 1509 nt
Organism: Polyodon spathula (Mississippi paddlefish)
Lineage: Eukaryota; Metazoa; Chordata; Actinopteri; Acipenseriformes; Polyodontidae
Exons: 2
Coding region: 138-857 (239 amino acids)
Cellular component (GO): membrane
Source: RefSeq, a predicted model, not a curated record